Parascedosporium putredinis is the source of this 1407-nucleotide messenger RNA. NCBI's taxonomy places the organism in Eukaryota, Fungi, Ascomycota, Sordariomycetes, Microascales, Microascaceae. The record is from the annotation of a GenBank genome assembly.
AUGCCCAGCGCCGCCCAUCUUCACCAGGUCGGAACAGAGAGGAAAGGCUCCACGAGUACGACCAGCACCGCCUAUGGGGCGACGGCGGCGGAUUCAAAGCCGGGGCGGGGUUCGUUCUGGAGCAAGGGCGACAUCGACUUCGAUGAGGAUGCCAUCGCCACGCAGGAGUCCGUCUUUGACGAGCCCACGCUGGCGGAGCGGUAUAAGCCCAGUCCGGAAUGGGAAAACAUCCACCGCUUCGAUCCUUCUGCCCGGUGGACCUGGAAAGAGGAGACGGCGGUGAUUAGGAAAAUUGACCGGCGCAUCAUGGCGUUUGCCUGCAUCGCCUUUAUGGCUCUCCAGCUUGACCGCGCCAACCUGUCGCAGGCGCUUUCAGAUAACUUUCUUGACGAUCUUGGCCUCACGACUGAUGGGAAAAAGUCUUUUCUUGUCACCCGCGUGCUCCUGGCCUUCUUUGAGGGUGGCUUCAUCCCCGAGAUUAUUCUGUACUUGAGCUACUUUUAUAAAGCACAAGAGCUCUCUAUCCGCGUGGCCGUAUUCUAUGCCACCAUGUCUCUUGCCAAUGUGUUUGCCGGAUUCAUCAGUGUCCCACUCCUUCAGCUUCGCGGGGAAGAGGUCAUCAUGGUGAACCGCGUACUUCGAGACGACCCGAGUAAAGGGGAUAUGCACAACAGGCAACCUAUCACAUGGAAGCUGUUCCGCCAGAGUCUUUUGGAUUACGACCUCUGGCCGCUGUACAUUGUGGGCAUCUUGUGGUCGCUGCCCGUCAUCCCGGCCCAACAGUACUUCACGUUGCUGCUCCGAGACCAAGGCUUCAGCACUAGUGUCACGAACCUACUCACGAUACCGGCCAUGCUACUGUCCAUGUUCAGCGUCAUGCUCAUCACCCACAUCUCGGAACUAUACAACGAAAGGGCGCUCGUGAGCAUCAUCUCUCAGAUAUGGACCCUCGUGUUCCUCGUCCGCCUCUACACUACCGACACCACGGAGGCCAAUCCUUGGCUAGUGUGGCUGAUCUUGACUCUUAUUGUCGCUCAACCUUCGCGUAGGUCCACAUUCCACGCCCAUGCUAUACAAGUGAGCUGGAACUCACGAAACUCAAACUCGGUGAGGCUGCGGACUAUCUCGGCCGCGAUUUAUAACAUGUGUGUGCAGACGGCUGGGAUGAUCGGCUCCAACAUUUACCAGUCGGAUGACCGGCCGCAGUAUCGCCGGGCCAAUAGACUGUUAAUCGGCAUCACCUGCUUCAACGUCCUAUUCUAUCUGUUGGUAAAGGCUUAUUAUAUCUGGAGGAACAAGAGUAAAAAGCGGCAGUGGGAUGCCAUGUCAGAGCGAGAAAAGCGACGAUAUUUGGACGAAUCCCGAGAUGCCGGUAACAAGAGGUUAGAAUUCAUUUUCGCACACUGA